This is a messenger RNA of Rotaria socialis, 1146 nucleotides long. The record is from the annotation of a GenBank genome assembly. NCBI's taxonomy places the organism in Eukaryota, Metazoa, Rotifera, Eurotatoria, Philodinida, Philodinidae.
AUGCGACGGCAUUGUAGAAAACGAAUAUUUACUUUAUUCUUUGGCUGUUUGAUAUUUUAUAUCGGUGGGUAUGUAUUUGUCAGCAUCUCGGAAGUUACACGUGAUUCAACUGAAAAAAUCGUAUAUUUACAUGCACUACGCCGAUCGUCACCAAUGGAACAUAAUAUUGAGUUAUGUUCUUCAAAUGAUAUCGAUCUUAUUAUUAUUAUUAUUUCAUCGAGUUCACAUUUUCUUGAGCGAGAAUCAAUCCGUGAAACGUGGGGAUCAAUGCCAAAUUUGAUGAAUAUACGUUCCCAAUGUAUUUUCGUGGUUGGCUAUCAAUAUGGCAAUAGUAUUUUUGAAGAAUUAUUAAAUGAAGCAAAAAGUAAACAUGAUUUACUUUAUUUAACUGUUGACGAUGAUUCAAUGGUAGGAAAAGAAUUACAUGCCUAUAAAUGGUUGGAAAAAUAUUGUUCGAAUGUAACAUUUACAUUUAAAACUAAUGAUUAUUUUUUUGUGAAUACCUUUCUUUUACAUGAACUUAUUCAAGAACUUACAACUAAUCCGCAACAAUAUCAAAAUAGAUAUUUAUAUAAUAAUUCAUUAGAAUCCCUUUUUACUGCUCAUAUUAAUCCUGGUGCAAAUAAAUUUCUUUUUGGGAGAAUGUUCCAAGCAAGUAGACCACACCGAGAUAAACUGAGCCCAUUUUAUGUUAGUUAUAAAGAGUAUCCAAAAGAUUUAUAUCCACCUUAUUGUUCUAUUUUCGGUUAUUUAAUGGAUUCCAAAACACGAAAUUUACUUACAGAAGAAGGCUUAAAAGAUAAGUCUCCAUUUCGUUUUUCGGAUGUAUAUAUAACAGGAAUUUUACCUGAACGACUUAGAUUUAUUUGUAAUAAUAUACCAUUUACUUAUCAUCUUGGCAGUACAGACGAAUGUAUAAAUAUUAUUAAGAAGCAAAACGUAGAAUCAUCAAGAUCGCCACUUAUUGUUUGUUCAACAUCGCUUAUACCCGCAUAUAAAUUUUUAGACUUUUAUAGAAUUUGGACUGUUCUAAAACACGUUUAUAAAAAUCGAAUGUAUUCUACCCAAGGUGUCUUUUUAUUGUAUCAAAAUAAAAACAAAGAAACAGUACUAACACUUUUACGAUAUUUAUCUACUAAUAUUUAA